Molecule: messenger RNA, 2136 nt
Organism: Beta vulgaris subsp. vulgaris (sugar beet)
Lineage: Eukaryota; Viridiplantae; Streptophyta; Magnoliopsida; Caryophyllales; Amaranthaceae
Exons: 9
Coding region: 65-1615 (516 amino acids)
Source: RefSeq, a predicted model, not a curated record
AAAUCGGCUAACAUUACUGUUAGCCAUUAGUAAACUGGUAUGUUUGGUACUUUAUGCAAAAACAAUGAAAUUCGAAGACUUCUUGAUGCCAUCAGGCGAAAAACAACGCAGAAGGAUCGCUCUUGAAGAGGAGGUUGAGGAGCUGCAUGGAAGACUCAAUGGGGAGCUGCAGUUAAAUGGCGUGCUACGAAGUGCAUUGAGAGGACCUCUUCUAUCCUGUCCUUGCCUUUCUUCAUUGCUUCCCCUGGAGGUUCAGGUACUUCUAGCAGAACUAGCAAUGGUGGAGAGAGAAAUUACUGGGCUAGAAACAAAAGUUGAGAGUUUGAAAAAGAACCUGUACAAAGAGAAGAAGCUCAACAAAGACGGCCAGCUAGAGCAGCCAGGAAAGCACCUUGAGAUGCAAUUACCCUACAAACAGCAAAAUCAAAGAGAUUGGAAGAGAUUAGAACGAAUUAAAGUUACACGAAGUCAUAACAGGCGAAAAUGUUUAAAAGACGGAAGGUUGUCUUUCGGCUCUGUUUCAGACAUGCAAACUUGCUCUUCUGUGGAGCCCAAAGAAGAAACUGCGAAGCGAUACCUGAGAAUCAUCAGAAAUAAACCAAGCCACAGCAUAGAUGCUGAAGUCAGCUGUGAGGAGCCAAAUAGACUCUCAGAAGAACUGCUCAAAUGCUUAAUAAGCAUACUUGUAAAGCUAAGCCAGAAGUCAGCCGAAAAAGAACCAAUGACUGGUGCUCCCAAGAAUACUUUAAACUGCAUCAACUCCAAAGGAUUUUCAUCAAAAAAUACAUUUAGUUGUAAAGCAAGAUCAUCAAUCACUAGCGACGAUGGAAAUUCACAGGUAUUUGAUAGCACAGAAAUUGAUUUUAGCCCCUACAAGAACUUCAUCCACAUCACAAGAAAUUCACUGAAAACAGCUCAGCUUUCGGAUUCUUGUCCUGCAACCAGAAAACUGAGGGUUUUGCUGCAAACUUUAUGCUAUGUGGACCUGUCAUUCCUGAGCAACAAACAAAAACUAGCCUUUUGGAUUAACAUCUACAAUGCCUCCAUUAUGCAUGCUUACUUACAGUAUGGGCUGCCAAAUACACAGGAAGGAAUGUUGACACUUCUGAACAAGGCUGCCCUAAAUGUUGGCGGAAUAGUGCUGAAUGCCCUGGCUAUUGAGCAUUACCUUCUUCGGCAUCCAAGUAUUUCAAAAUACGAUCUCAUAAACGAGAAAGAAGUGCUACUGCGUCGUGCUUAUGGACUACGCUAUCCUGAACCCAACAUUACCUUUGCACUCUGCCGAGGCAAUUGGUCUUCACCAGCAUUGUGGAUUUAUACUCCAGAAGAAGUGGUGAAUCAACUAGGUAGAGCAAAAGUUGAAUACUUGGAAGCUUCGAUACGAGUAACGAGCAAGAGAAAGGUCUUGGUGCCCAAGCUCCUUCAAUGGCACAUGCAAGAUUUUGCAGAUGAUAUGGAGUCAUUAAUAGAGUGGAUAUAUAGCCAAUUACCACCAAAUGGAAUUUUAAAAAGAGCAAUAAUGGAGUGCCUAUAUGAAGACAGAAAACUACCAACAGGAAAGAUGAUAGAAGUUGUGCCCUACCAAUAUGAAUUCCAGUACUUGCUGCCACAUUAGAAGCACCAGUAAACACGAAGAAACUGACAGACUGUUUCAACAGGCAAACUAAUAACACAGAAUCAAUGAAGACCUUCCAUCACGAUUGACAAACUUUUACGUAGCAGAAUAUCAUCAUUCAUAAAGGAAUCGAUUCAUAAUGAAUUCCCAUCUCGGUCCUCGAAGCAGUGAAAUUACAACCAAAUACUUUUAGUACGUUACUAACUGAUGGUUCUAGAACUCCUACGUAAUAGUCUAUAAUCUAGAUAGCACCAGGUACAUAGGGCUUAGUACAUGCUUAACUGAUAGAAUAUAGGCAGCACUUCAGCUGUGAAAUAUUCAUGUAAGAUGCAGUCAGAGGGUCCAGCAUUAUGGCACUUCCACAUCCCAUAUACAUAAAUUAACAGGUGCCCAAGUUGUUUUCUUUGAAAAUAUUGCAAAGCACAAACCAAACAAAAGAAAAUUGAAAGGUAGGCUGCUCAUACAUAAGAUCAAAAUUUCGAAAGAGAGCUUACUCGUAAAUAUAUCAAGAUUUAUCAUCA